GACAAAAACUGUCAUGCUGAAAAUAAUCAUCGAUUUCUCCCAUGGCGUCCUUAUUAUCCCCAGGACUUCACUCUCCUCCUCCUUCCUCCCGGCCAAUUACAUUACGCCACCUGUUUCCUUAUCCUUCCCGCCUCCAGCUUUCUUUAACCACCGCCAUAAGCAAAACUAAUUUGAAGCGACAAAUAAAAGUCAAUUCACAGCUGAGGUAUCCAAUAAUUUCCCCAGACGACCACUGGGGCACGUGGACUGCUCUCUUUGCUACCGGAGCUUUUGGUAUCUGGUCGGAGAAGAAGACUAAAAUAGGGAGUAUUGUGAGUGCGGCAUUGGUGAGCACAUUGGUUGGGCUUGCAGCGAGUAAUACUGGAAUAAUUCCUUAUGAAACGGCAGCGUAUUCAGUUGUUUUGGAGUUUCUGUUACCGUUAUCGGUUCCUUUGCUUUUAUUCAGAGCUGAUUUGCGUAAUGUGUUUCGUUCCACUGGGACAUUGCUUCUGGCUUUCUUGCUCGGUUCAGUUGCAACCGUUAUUGGCACUACAGUUGCUUUUAUGAUGGUACCUAUGCAAUCACUUGGCCCAGAUAAUUGGAAAAUUGCUGCUGCCCUUAUGGGUAGUUAUAUUGGGGGAUCUGUUAAUUAUGUUGCCAUUUCGGAAGCACUCGGUACAUCUGCAUCUGUGGUGGCUGCUGGUAUCGCUGCAGACAAUGUUAUUUGCGCAAUUUAUUUUAUGGCGUUAUUUGCAUUGGCCUCUAAAAUUCCGCCUGAAGCCUCGGCAUCUACUACUGAGCUCUUGACAGGUAUUCCAGUAGAAUUAGAAUUGGAGUCAAAUUUUACAAGAAACGUCUCUGUGCUUGAUACAGCAACAGCACUUGCUAUCUCUUUUACGAUAUGUAAGAUUGCUACAAGUCUCGCACAUUGCUUCGAGGUUCAAGGAGGCAGCAUUCCAGCCGUAACAGCUAUUGUUGUCGUUUUAGCAACUGCAUUUCCAACACAAUUUGGUCGUCUUGCUCCUGCUGGCAAUAUGAUUGCGCUGGUUCUGAUGCAGGUAUUUUUUGCUGUGUUGGGUGCUAGUGGAAGCAUAUGGAAUGUCAUGAAAACAGCACCUAGUAUUUUCUUGUUUGCUCUAGUUCAAGUAACUGUGCAUCUUGCAGUGAUGCUUGGAUUUGGAAAACUGUUACGUUUCGAUUUGAAGUUAUUACUUCUGGCAUCAAAUGCUAAUAUCGGUGGUCCUACAACAGCAUGCGGAAUGGCGACUGCGAAAGGAUGGAACUCUUUGGUUGUCCCCGCGAUUCUUGCAGGCAUUUUUGGAAUUUCUAUUGCUACUUUUCUUGGAAUUGCUUUCGGAAUGAUGUUCCUUCAAUAUUUGUAAACUUUAUCAGCAUCCGAUCACUUUCAGUUGGUGAUAAACUUUUUACUUGAGAUAAUUAUAAAUUAUUGUUAUAAAUUUUCUCUUGAUAA
Mercurialis annua (annual mercury) is the source of this 1450-nucleotide messenger RNA. RefSeq lists its product as uncharacterized. NCBI's taxonomy places the organism in Eukaryota, Viridiplantae, Streptophyta, Magnoliopsida, Malpighiales, Euphorbiaceae. The record is from RefSeq and is a predicted model, not a curated record. The coding region runs from base 42 to 1361 and encodes 439 amino acids. The transcript has 6 exons.